CCUCCAGGACAGAGGGAAACAUGGGACCAGCCCUGCCCCAGACAGUCCUCAUUGGCUGGCAUGAGGCAGAGGGGGCUUUAAAAAGGCGACUAUAUCUGGGCUGGGGACAAGAGCCUGUGCUACUAGAAGGCUGUGUGCCCUCCUCCGACUGGCACCAUGCAGCUCUCUCUAGCCUUGUGUCUCGUCUGCCUGUUGGUGCACACAGCGUUCCGUGUGGUGGAGGCCCAGGGGUGGCAGGCCUUCAAGAAUGAUGCCACAGAGGUCAUCCCUGAGCUUGGCGAGUACCCUGAACCUCCACCAGAGCUGGAGAACAACAAGACCAUGAAUCGGGCGGAGAAUGGAGGGCGGCCUCCACACCACCCCUUUGAGACCAAAGACGCAUCCGAGUACAGCUGCCGGGAGCUGCACUUCACCCGCUACGUGACCGACGGGCCGUGCCGCAGCGCCAAGCCAGUCACCGAGCUGGUGUGCUCGGGCCAGUGCGGCCCCGCGCGCCUGCUGCCCAACGCCAUCGGCCGCGGCAAGUGGUGGCGCCCGAGCGGGCCCGACUUCCGCUGCAUCCCCGACCGCUACCGCGCGCAGCGGGUGCAGCUGCUGUGUCCCGGGGGCGCAGCGCCGCGCGCGCGCAAGGUGCGCCUGGUGGCCUCGUGCAAGUGCAAGCGCCUCACCCGCUUCCACAACCAGUCGGAGCUCAAGGACUUCGGGCCCGAGGCCGCACGGCCCCAGAAGAGCCGGAAGCCGCGACCCCGCUCCCGGGGAGCAAAAGCCAACCAGGCGGAGCUGGAGAACGCCUACUAGAGCCUGCCCGCCCGCCGCGUCCCUCCCAGAGGGCGCCCGUCCACGGGCGCCCCCAAGUUUCUGUCCUCUGCGCACGGUUUGAUUGUUUGUGUUUCAUUUUAAAAGCUUGCAACCCAAGGUGGGGAGCUGAGACCUUCCAGGCCCCGGUCGAGGGGUUCCCGCAGGGAAGGGGAGAGAGUUGGGAGUCACAUACACUGAGCCACGCGGCCCCGCCCCCCGGGGCCGCCUACUUUUGCUGGUCUCACUUCAAAUGGAAGCAUUUUCACUCCAGGGAUUGGUUAUAAGGGAGCGGUGGGGAGUGUGAAAAGUCUCGGGACUGGUUUAGAAAGUUCAUAAGGUUUUCCAUCCACCUGUCUGCCCAUUAUAAAGCCUGUGUCGUGCCAAGAACACAGCAGGGGUCUGUAGAUAUGGUUUCUAGGCCUGACUCAGCCACUAAUUUGCUGUGUGACCUUGAACUACACUUUUCUCUUUCCAGACCUCAAUUUCCUUUUGUAAAAUGGGGGUGGGGUGGGGUUAGGAAUUUAAAGAAUGGACCAUCAUGUAAUGUAUUAAUGUAUUCCAAGGACUCUUACCUUUUGAAUGGGCAGGAGUGGAGAGAGAGACACAGAGACAGAGAGGUUGAAUUGACUUUCUACCAAGGUCACUUCCGGAGUUCAGAGUUGCUCUGAUCUGACAGCCAAAGAUGAAAAACAAGCAGGAAAAAAGAAAAGAGUCUAUUUAUGGCCGACAUAUUUAUGACUAAAAACUCCUGGAAGAAGCUGCUUUGUUUCCUAGCUUGGCCUCCCCAGAUGUUUGGCUACCUCCACCCUUCCAUCUCAAAGAAAUAACACCAUCAAUUGGGGUAGAGAAGAAGAGGGCCCCAAGGGUGAUGGUGUGUCCAGAAAUCACACAGCCACUCCUCAUUCCCAAAGGGCAGUAACCCUCCCCGACCCCAUGGCCAUAUUUUAAAUUUACCUACUGAUGAGAAGUUCAAGGUUCCAGGAUGCUGGGCUUGGAGGCCUAAGGGAGCAGCCACCACACACUCAAAGACCAGCACAUUCCUUUUGAGGUCUUCCUCCUGCCCCCCACUUACAGACACAUUUCUGCCUAGAAAUCAGCUUCUGGCUGCUGUCACUUGUGAUAUAUCUUCCUUUAGGAGAAAACCAUUGGGGAAAAAUUACAAGUGUUGUACAUAUGCUGAGAAACUGCAAAGCAUGAGAGCUGCCACCAAACAAACUUUUUGAAAAGCAUUUCCAGACACCUCUUACUUUCUAUGUAGUUUUUAAUCGUUAAAAAAAAUAUUUUAAACAGAAGCACAUGUUGGAUGAAAGCCUGCCGGACUGGUUGUUUUUUUGUAAACCUUCCACGUGGAACUUGUCCCCAAGAAUGAAAGUAGUGGUUUUUAAAAAGUUAAGUUACAUAUUUAUUUUCUCACUUAAGUUAUUUAUGCAAAACUUUUUCUUGUAGAGAAUGACAAUGUUAAUAUUGCUUUAUGAAAUAACAGUCUGUUCUUUCAAAUCCAGAGACAUUGUUAAUAAAGACAAUGAAU
Nycticebus coucang (slow loris) is the source of this 2326-nucleotide messenger RNA. RefSeq names its product sclerostin (gene SOST). NCBI's taxonomy places the organism in Eukaryota, Metazoa, Chordata, Mammalia, Primates, Lorisidae. The transcript is spliced from 2 exons. The coding region runs from base 157 to 798 and encodes 213 amino acids. The record is from RefSeq and is a predicted model, not a curated record. Gene Ontology annotation, biological process: negative regulation of BMP signaling pathway; ossification; negative regulation of Wnt signaling pathway. Gene Ontology annotation, molecular function: BMP binding.